This is a messenger RNA of Closterium sp. NIES-65, 990 nucleotides long. The record is from the annotation of a GenBank genome assembly. Lineage: Eukaryota; Viridiplantae; Streptophyta; Zygnematophyceae; Desmidiales; Closteriaceae.
AUGGCCACCCCCAAUGUUCUUACUUUUGACGCUGAGGGGAGGGCCAUUGACUUUGCCGUCUGGAUUGAAGACCUGCAGCUGUACUUACUGUGUGAUGCGAUAGAUGAGGUCUCUCUCUUUGACUUUGUCUCUGGCGCUGUCCCUGCCCCACCUGCUGAUGCUGACUCUGCCGUUCGCUCCAAGUGGGCGACCCGCGAUGCUGCUGCACGUCUUGCUGUGCUCGCACGCUACUCCUCCCCUUCCUCCGCUACCCUUAGCCGCCUCAUGCUACCGUUUCUCUUCCCUGACCUCGCUUCCUUUCCCACUGUCGCUGACCUUGUUACCCACCUCCGUGCUAGUGACACCCGCUACCGCGCUGCCCUUCCUGCUGAGUUCCGCGCUGCAAACCCUCCUCCCAUGUACAUCACUCUCUACUUUCUCGUCACCCGUCUCCCUGAGUCCCUUCGUGUCGUUAGGGACCAGUUUCUCUCUGUCUGUCCCACCACUCUCACUCUCGACCUCCUUGAGGAGUCCCUGCUAGCGGCUGAGAAGAGUAUUGUCGCUGUAGGGGCCUCUCGGGGUGACCCUCGCACCCCCAUCUUUGAGGGGUGUGGUCCUUCCCCCCUGCUGCCCUCUGUCGCCUCUGCCGCUGCGGCCGACCUCACUGGUUUUGAGUCGGUCGGCGCGGCGUCUGCCCCCAGCGGCAGACGCCGCUCUGGCAAGGGCAAGGGGGGCAAGGGAGCGGGUGGAGCUAGAGGGGGCGGUGGAGGAGGCGUGGCGGCGGUGGAGGCGGAGGUGGCGGCGGAGGUGGUAGCGGAGGAGGCGGUGGGAGCGGUGGGAGCGACGGUCCUGGUGGGGGAGGUGGCGGUGGAGACGGGGGUGGCGGUGGAGGCGGGGGUGGCGGUGGAGGCGGGGGUCGGAGUGGCUCGUCCCAGCGGAGCAGCUCUGGGGUGUGGUCAGCGCCAGCAGCAGCAGCAGCAGCAGCCGCAGCAGCAGCCACAGCAGCAGUAG